Neltuma alba is the source of this 1729-nucleotide messenger RNA. RefSeq names its product cytochrome P450 78A7-like. Gene Ontology annotation, molecular function: iron ion binding; oxidoreductase activity, acting on paired donors, with incorporation or reduction of molecular oxygen; monooxygenase activity. The record is from RefSeq and is a predicted model, not a curated record. Lineage: Eukaryota; Viridiplantae; Streptophyta; Magnoliopsida; Fabales; Fabaceae.
AGCCUCUUUAGAUGGAGGUGGGUUCGUGUACGGCUACGAAGCCCGCGAACUUGUGGGUUUUCACCCUCCCUGCUUUUCUUGGCGCCGAACACUUUGUCGGCGACGCCUACGCUUUGCUUUCCAUCUUUCUUGCCUUUCUCUAUGGCCUUCUCACCUGGGCCUUCUCUCGUGGCGGUCUCGCCUGGAAAAAUGGUCGUAACUCUAGAGGGCGAGUUCCUAUCCCUGGUCCUCGGGGUCUUCCUGUUUUUGGCAGUUUGUUUAGCUUGAGCCGUGGGUUGGCUCACCGGUCACUCGCCGCCAUGGCCUGGGCUCGGGAUAAUACUCAGCUCAUGGCUUUCAGCCUCGGCUUGAGUACUCCUGUUGUUGUGGCCUCUGAUCCAACCACUGCCCGCGAAAUUCUGACCUCCCCUCACUUCGCCGACCGCCCUCUCAAGCAGUCGGCCAAGAGCCUCAUGUUUAGCCGAGCCAUCGGCUUUGCUCCCAAUGGAAGCUACUGGCGUCUUCUCAGGAGGAUAGCUUCGUCCCACUUGUUUGCACCUCGGCGAAUUAUAGCCCACGAAAAAGGACGCCAGCUUGAGUGCGCCGCCAUGCUGCGCAACAUAGCAAACGAACAGAAGCAACUUGGAACCGUGUCUCUACGAAAGCAUCUCCAAGCAGCUUCUCUCAACAACAUAAUGGGUAGCGUCUUCGGCAAAAGGUACGAUCUCGAUAAGAGCGAAGAACUUAAAGAGCUCGAGGAUAUGGUUCGAGAAGGUUUUGAGCUUCUUGGGGCUUUCAACUGGUCUGAUUAUCUUCCAUGGCUUAGCGCUAUCUAUGACCCGCAUCAUAUAAAUGAACGUUGCUCGAAACUUGUUCCUCGUGUCAGAAAAUUCGUCGGCGCCAUCAUAGAAGAGCACCGAGCCGCCAAGUCUGGAAAACCCACCGAUAACGAUGAUUUCGUCGACGUGCUGCUUUCCUUGGAAGGAGAAGACAAGCUUGAAGAGGAUGAUAUGAUUGCUGUGUUAUGGGAAAUGGUAUUCAGAGGGACAGAUACGACGGCGCUUCUGACCGAGUGGGCAAUGGCAGAGUUGAUUUUGAACCCGAAGGUGCAGGAUAAGCUCUACAGUGAAAUCUACGGGAUUGUUGGGGACGAAGGAAUUGUGACGGACGCCGACGUGGCGAGAAUGCCGUACUUACAGGCGGUGGUGAAGGAAUCACUGCGAGUUCAUCCGCCUGGUCCACUCCUGUCGUGGGCCCGACUAUCCACGUCGGACGUCCACCUAAGCAACGGGAUGGUGGUUCCCGCCAACACAACCGCCAUGGUGAACAUGUGGGCUAUUACGCACGACCCCCGUGUGUGGGAUUCCCCGCUCGAGUUCUCGCCGGAGAGGUUUGUCGAGAACGAAGGUGGCGCUGACGUGGACGUCAGGGGUUCUGAUCUGCGUCUGGCACCGUUCGGGGCGGGACGAAGGGUCUGUCCGGGGAAAAACCUUGGCCUCGUGACGGUGUCGCUGUGGGUGGCCAAGCUGGUUCAACGGUUCAAGUGGGUCCAGGAUCCGACUCGACCCGUUGAUCUCUCCGAGGUUCUAAAGCUGUCCUGCGAAAUGAAACACCCACUGCAUGCCAUGGCCGUUGAAAGAAGGCAUGGUUAAAAAUCUAUAAGGUCCCUGUAAUGACGUAUUUGGUGAAGUUAUGGUUAGGGAUAUAUUAGGGGCUUGGCCAGAUAGUUUAAUUUUACGAGUUUGUUUGA